This is a messenger RNA of Anopheles marshallii, 1668 nucleotides long. RefSeq names its product UDP-glucose 6-dehydrogenase (gene sgl). The transcript has 2 exons. Gene Ontology annotation, cellular component: cytosol; nucleus. Gene Ontology annotation, biological process: glycosaminoglycan biosynthetic process. The record is from RefSeq and is a predicted model, not a curated record. Lineage: Eukaryota; Metazoa; Arthropoda; Insecta; Diptera; Culicidae. Gene Ontology annotation, molecular function: UDP-glucose 6-dehydrogenase activity; NAD binding. The coding region runs from base 1 to 1668 and encodes 555 amino acids.
AUGGUAAUUUCGAAAAUUUGCUGCAUCGGUGCCGGAUAUGUGGGAGGGCCUACGUGUAGCGUGAUGGCACUCAAAUGCCCGGAUAUCCAGAUAACGGUCGUCGAUCGUAGCACCGAACGGAUAGCCCAAUGGAACUCCGACAAGCUGCCAAUAUACGAGCCCGGUCUCGACGAAGUUGUCCGCCAGUGCCGUAACCGUAACCUGUUCUUCUCCACCGACAUCGAGAAAGCGAUCCAGGAGGCGGAACUCAUCUUCAUCUCCGUCAACACGCCCACGAAAACGUACGGUAAUGGGCGAGGACGUGCGGCGGAUCUAAAGUACGUCGAGGGCUGUGCCCGUAUGAUCGCCGAAAUGUCACAAAACAGUAAGAUCGUGGUGGAGAAAAGUACGGUACCGGUGCGGGCAGCGGAAAGCAUUAUGCACAUCCUCAAAGCAAACCACAAACCCGGCGUAAAGUAUGACAUCCUAUCGAAUCCCGAGUUUCUCGCCGAGGGAACGGCGGUGGAGGAUCUGCUCAAGCCCGAUCGUGUGCUGAUCGGUGGAGAACAAACACCCGAAGGGCAGGCGGCGAUCGAAAAGCUUUGCUGGGUGUACGAACACUGGAUACCGAAGAAGAACAUUAUCACGACCAACACAUGGAGCUCGGAAUUGUCCAAGCUGGCGGCCAAUGCAUUCCUCGCCCAGCGCAUUUCCUCGAUCAACUCACUGUCCGCGGUGUGUGAAGCAACCGGGGCCGACGUAUCCGAAGUUGCCCGGGCCGUGGGGUUGGAUUCUCGCAUUGGGCCAAAAUUUCUGCAGGCGUCGGUCGGAUUCGGGGGUAGCUGCUUCCAGAAGGACAUCCUCAACCUUGUGUACAUCUGCGAGGGCCUUAACCUGCCGGAGGUGGCCGCCUACUGGCAGCAGGUGAUCGACAUGAACGACUACCAGAAGACGCGCUUCUCGCAGAAGAUCAUCGAGUGUCUGUUCAACACGGUCACCGACAAGCGCAUCUCGAUACUGGGCUUUGCGUUCAAGAAAAACACGGGAGACACACGGGAAACGCCCGCCAUCACCGUUUGCCGGACGCUGCUCGACGAGGGCGCCCAGCUCAACAUCUACGAUCCGAAGGUGGAACCGGAGCAGAUUAUCGCCGACCUGACGCACCCGAAGGUUACCGAAAGCCCGGAACACGUGAAGCGCGCCGUACAGAUCUUCGCCGAUCCGUACGAUGCGGUCCGGGGCACGCAUGCCCUCGUCGUGUGCACCGAAUGGGAUGAGUUUGUCGUAUGUCAUCAAUGUCACCGUCACCACGCGUCGAAGCCGACCGGCACGGACCAAACCUACCAUCACCUUCCGCCCCACCAUCCUUCGUCACACCACGAACCAAGGUGCCCGGUUGUUUCUAAUACUGUACCCGUUGUCCCUUUUGCUUUCUUCCCGCAGAGUCUCAACUACGAGCGUAUCUACGCGUCGAUGAUGAAGCCGGCGUACAUCUUCGAUGGGCGUAAGAUUCUGCCACACGAACGGCUCCAGCAGAUCGGGUUCCACGUGCAGACGAUCGGGAAGCGGCUGUUACAGCAGCAGCACCACGACCCAACCGUGCGGCCCUUCCCGAACCAUUUGACCAACGGGCACGGCAGCUACGGUCCGCUGGCAGCGAACGGCGAUGGUCCAAGUGCGCAGGCCUAG